Molecule: messenger RNA, 564 nt
Organism: Linderina pennispora
Lineage: Eukaryota; Fungi; Kickxellomycota; Kickxellomycetes; Kickxellales; Kickxellaceae
Product: Pkinase-domain-containing protein
Exons: 1
Biological process (GO): protein phosphorylation
Molecular function (GO): protein kinase activity; ATP binding
Source: RefSeq, a predicted model, not a curated record
GGCCAGGUGGUAGCAAUAAAAAUCCUGAACCUCGACAACGAGGAGGAGGACCUGACCGACAUGCAGCGCGAAAUCAACCUCCUCUCGCAGCUACACUCGCCGCACAUCGCACAGUACUACGGCUCCUUCAUGGAGUCCUCACACAUGUGGAUCAUCAUGGAGUAUGCGUCUGGCGGCAGCAUCCACAAAUUAAUGCAGGCCGGGUCUAUCGAGGAGCGCUACAUUUCAACAAUCAUGUACGGGGUGCUCUUGGCACUCGACUACCUUCAUUCGUCAGGCAUCAUGCACAGGGACAUCAAGGCGGCGAACAUUCUGGUGACGCAGGACGGCAUCGUGCAGCUGUGCGACUUUGGCGUCGCAAGGCAGGUCAUGCAGGCGUCGGCCAAGUCUUAUUCGUUUGUCGGCACGCCGUAUUGGAUGGCGCCGGAGGUCAUCCAGAACGGCCGCAUGUACGAUUUCAAGGCCGACAUCUGGUCAUUGGGGAUUACUGCCUAUGAGAUCACCACCGGCGCGCCGCCCUACGCCGACGAGGACCCGAAACGCGCUCUGUUUCUGAUUCCACGC